AUGUAUGGUGCAUCAAUUACAAUAUUUGCAUUCGCAUGAGUAGAUUUUAUGAAUCACAAUUGAUAUACUAAUGAUAUUCAUGAUAUUAUGGGUAAAUACGUUUUUAUUAUUAUUAUUGCUACUGCUUUUUGGCUAAAGCAAUUAAUUUUCCCUAAAUUUGACAUUUUUGAUAUUUCUUUCUUAUUAUUUUCUAUCUUUUUAUCAAUUGGAGUUUUCUAUUUACUUACUCCCCUCCGUGAGCGAACAAAACCACUUGAAAAAUCCUUAUUUUUCGCCCAAAAACCCACCCUCCGAACAAAAAUUUUUUAUGAAAAAAAAUUGAUAUAUAAGUGAUAAUUAGUAUAAUGAAAUCUCUAGCUAAUUCUGUUUAAUUUUAAAAAAUUGCGUUUUUAAACUUAUAACUUAACUUUUACCGCUUCCUAAUGAAGCAUUUCUCUCUUUUUAUUCAAAAAUUCUUCACCAUCAUUAACUUCUUCGCUAUCACCAUCAUCAUCUUCAACUACAACAGUAGCAUCGUCAACAAACCACAACAUCAACAACAACACAACAAAAUAAAAAAUUCAGCAUCAAUAACAAGUAUUACAAACUCCAUCAAGCCUCAUCUUCAUCUUCAGAUGCUCCAUGCAAAAUCCACAAAACUCCAUUUGCUAAUGUAGCACCAGCUCGAACCUCCGAAGCCAGCCAUCAACAUGCAGAACCCAACAUUUGUGAAUUCUCUAUGUACCCAUGCAUCUCUGCAUGAAAUCAAGCAUCACGAUAAUUCCCUCCGUCUUUGGCACUUUCGCGCCAUUUUGUGCUGGAUUAAAGAAUUAUUAUAAAAUUGCGUUUUAAAACAUACAUUUUAUAAAUUAAAUUAAUAUUUGCUUUCCAAUUUUUGUGGAUUAGGAUUUUUUAAAAUUUCGAAAAUAAAAUCAACCUCCUCCGUGAACGGAUAAGAUUUUUUUAUUCGCUCAUGGAGGGGGAGUUACUUCUUAUUUUGUAAAUGCUUUCUUGACAGUUUAUGAUUUUUUUAUAACAGCAUGAGCACAUUUCAAAGAGCAGUACAGAAAAAGCAUCGAAAUAGAAGAAAGCAUGUGAAAAAUAUGCAAAAUCUAUUGCUUAAAUUUAUUUUUUAUAUAUGCUAUGCAUCUUGCAUAUAAUUUAGUAUCUGCUUUAUGAGGAGAAAUUUGAUACUUAAAAGAAAUGAUGUUUUUGAUAUCAUCAUGCACUGUAGGAAAUCUUCUAAUUUACCCAGAAGAUGGAAAUUAUAGCGACAAUUUCCAAGGGCUAUCAAACUCCUUCUCAGUUUAUUUCCAGGUUUGGGCUGCAAGGAUAAUUUUGAGAAAUAUAUAUCAGCUUAUUUAUUCCGGAGGUCUUAACGAUUUGCAUUAA
Molecule: messenger RNA, 1371 nt
Organism: Blepharisma stoltei
Lineage: Eukaryota; Ciliophora; Heterotrichea; Heterotrichida; Blepharismidae
Source: the annotation of a GenBank genome assembly